CUAAAGAAAAAAAUCAUAUUAUGUUAACGUUAAAAUUUCGACAAUUAAAAUAGUUUCAUGUGUGCCAGAUAUUAAAACAAGUGCAACCGAUAGUCUUGUGGAAGAGCAAUGCACGUGUAGCUGGCGUGUUUUGCUCGUCUUAUUGGUUUUAGAAUUUUUGGUUAAUCCGAUCGGAACACUUUAACCAUCUCGAUGAUGGCAUUCACUAUGCUGAGGCCUAUGGCGACUCAUCUUAUUUACCCUGAUCUUAGCAUGAUGUCUGAGGACGAGGAAAAUCGCAGCGAGAGCGAUGGCAGCUCGGAUCAAAGCUAUGGAUGCUGCGCCAGCGCUGACAAACGCCGGAGGAUGUCCCGCAAGUCAGGAGUCGGCGGCAGCGUCGUCGUGGUCAAACAACGUAAUGCGGCCAACGCGAGGGAGCGAGACCGGACCCAAAGCGUAAACACAGCCUUCACAGCUCUUCGGACUCUUAUACCCACGGAGCCAGUAGACAGAAAGUUGUCCAAGAUUGAAACGCUUCGUCUAGCGUCUAGCUACAUCUCGCAUCUGGCCAACGUUCUUCUACUGGGAGACGGGAGCGAGGAUGCACAGCCCUGUCUGAGUGCGGUGUACAGCGCGCAAGGAGAUGGAGAUGUCAAGCAGCCUCGAACCAUCUGCACAUUCUGCCUCAGCAACCAAAGGAAAGGGGUGAAAGACGGCCGAGACUGCCUAAGAAUGCGUGGAGUCAGUUCAUUACGGAUGAGCCGCCGGUAGACAUCCCCCAAAUUCAGCUGUAGCCGGAGUCCAAGUCCGCAACUCAGGGAGCAUUCAGACUGGGUCAUACAGAACUGUCUACAGACUACAAAGCAAGAUGGGGCAAAGAGUGGGA
Messenger RNA from Megalops cyprinoides (Indo-Pacific tarpon), 865 nucleotides. RefSeq names its product transcription factor 15 (gene tcf15). NCBI's taxonomy places the organism in Eukaryota, Metazoa, Chordata, Actinopteri, Elopiformes, Megalopidae. The record is from RefSeq and is a predicted model, not a curated record. Bases 193 to 750 code for a protein of 185 amino acids. Gene Ontology annotation, molecular function: protein dimerization activity; DNA-binding transcription factor activity, RNA polymerase II-specific; RNA polymerase II transcription regulatory region sequence-specific DNA binding. The transcript has 2 exons. Gene Ontology annotation, biological process: regulation of transcription by RNA polymerase II; developmental process.